UAGAAAAACUUGGUUAGAAUGUUCGAAACUUUGGAAGUUGAGAUUUAAUCGCUAGAUGGCACUGCACUGCGCCAUUCAUAUCGAGUUCAUUCAUUCAUAAAAAAAUGGCUGCAGAUAAUAAUACCGUGUCGUUCAAGACAGCGCCAGGAUUUUGUCCCGAUUGUGGAUCGAUUCUUCCUCUGCUAGGUGACAAGGGCAACGUAUCUUGUUAUUCUUGCAAACGAAGUUGGGGACAUGAAGUUUUUGGUGAUAUGGCUAUGACUUAUACUAUACCUUUUAAAUCAAGGAGUUUUUACUCUCGUGCAAAAGAGACCGAUGACAAUGAUCAGGGUGACGAUGGUCCAAUAGUCGAACGUGGAUGUCCACAGUGUCAAAAUGAAAAAAUGUCAUAUAUAACAUUGCAAUUAAGAUCAGCCGAUGAAGGACAAACUGUGUUUUACACAUGUACCAAGUGCAAAUUCAAAGAAACAGAAAAUUCGUGAUUUGGAUAUGUUUUGGGUCUUUGUUUCUUCAAAGU
Vespula pensylvanica (western yellowjacket) is the source of this 517-nucleotide messenger RNA. It is a transcript of the gene RpI12, whose product is annotated as DNA-directed RNA polymerase I subunit RPA12. The transcript is spliced from 4 exons. Gene Ontology annotation, cellular component: RNA polymerase I complex. The record is from RefSeq and is a predicted model, not a curated record. Gene Ontology annotation, molecular function: nucleic acid binding; zinc ion binding; DNA-directed RNA polymerase activity. Bases 105 to 482 code for a protein of 125 amino acids. Gene Ontology annotation, biological process: termination of RNA polymerase I transcription; DNA-templated transcription. Lineage: Eukaryota; Metazoa; Arthropoda; Insecta; Hymenoptera; Vespidae.